CCACUAUAUAAUAAUUUAAUAUUAGUGAAGAUGACAGCCAAGCGUUGCCAUGGUAACCGGGAGAUCAACAAAACAACAUUCCGGAGACGAGGUAAAGACAUACGCACACGCGGGGCGCGACGGUUGAUGCCACCACUACGCACGGUAGGAAGGGGUGACACUAAAAUAUGUACUACAAACAGAGCCGCACCAAUGGCAGAAAGACCAGUGACUCGAGGCAGGGACAGCAUGGAGAGGCCACCAUCCCGCUCAGCCAUCAUGGAGAGGCCAGACACUCGCCACUCCUCUGCCUUUGGUGACCGGCCUACCACUCGCAUGAAUGAAGGUAUUAGCCGCCCUACCACCUCAGGCCGCCCAGUCACAGCCCGUCCUGUGAGUGCUGCACUGAGGGGGGCACCAGGCACAGCCUCUCGGCUCCUCUCUACUGCCAGUCUACAGCGGCCUGGCACUCGUACUGGGGUGGCCACUGGCAUAGGUUUCACCACACCUAUCAAUGUGCUGGACCGACCCAUCACUCAGCAGGGCCUUAGUGGCAUGAAGACAGGCUUCCGAGGACCUGAACGUCAGGUUCAAGACAAGAGUUACUUUUUGGGUUUGUUGAGGACACGGAUUGCAGAGCUGGGAACAGAAAUGGGACGGCUGGGCUCUGAGAUUGAACUUAUGAAGCAGGAACAAAGCACAUUCCUCACUUAUGACAAGAGAGUCAAAGAGAUGGCGCAAGAGCUUACCGAGCUGCAAGGAGGGCUGGCUGACUACAACCUUCUUGUGGAUCUCAUCAACACUGAUACUGAGCGUGAUGAGGUAGACAUAGAAACUAAGGAGCUACGCCAAUCCAACCAACAGGAGGCUGAGCAGCUGGAUGUUCUAUUUACUCGUAAACAAGACCUUGAGGCCACCAUGAGGCAGCUUGAGAAUGAAAUUGAGGAGGAACGUCAUGCAGGAGAAAGUCUAGUGGAAGCUAUGCAGCCAAAUCUACGACAGAAAUACCUGAAAGUGCGUGCUGCCAACACAUCCCUCCUUCAGCACCUUGACAUCAUGCAACAUGAACUAGAUUCCCUUGAUGCCCGCAAGGCUGCACUUGAGGAUGAACUGGCUACUUCCAAGGUGAAGCAGGAGGCAGUAGUGCUGUAUGGCCGGCUAGCAGAGCUACAGGAGAAGAAAAAUGAGAUAAUAACACAGAACCAGCAAAGAGGUACUCCUAAGGAGGAGAGGGAAAGACUUCUGCAGCAGGUUAAAGAGGACAACUCUGAAAUUGCCACUAUGGAGCGACAAAUAAGUGAAGUACAAGAGCAAAUCCAACAACUGCAAGAUGAAUGUCAGCAGCUGGACCAGGAACUGGAUGAGAACAAGAGCGAAAGAAGUCAGAAGUACCGAGAACUAAGGAAAAGAGAGGAAACAAUAGACAGCUUUUUAUCCACCUUUGAAGAGAGCAAGAAGGAGGAGUUAAGUCGCCUAGAAGUGCUGGAGAAUAACAAUGUUGCUCUUCUGGAGAAGCUCUCACGACAUCUAGCUCACUUAAAACAACUACCAAGCUCCAGUGAGUUUGAAAUCAUGAGGUCUGAUCUGGCCUUUAAGGAAGGUGAAUUAGAGAAGUCCAAGUUCACAGAGGAGGGUCUCAAGAGUGAAAACCUCAACCUUCAGGCCAACCUCCAAAAGAUAGAAGCACUAGAAACAAAAGUGCAGAAAGAAAUGGAGGAUCUGAAGGAAAAACUGGCCAAGAUGACUCAAGAGAUGGAUGAGUAUUCUGAUUUGGAUGGAUUGAGAGCCAGAGCUGAUGAGCGGCGUAGACAGUUGGCACAAGAAAAGGAGCAACUAGAAACCAAAAAAAAUUCCAUUACACAGUCUUUGCAGGAAAUAAAUACUGCAGUGUCUACUCUCAAAAGCCAGUUACAUGAAAAUGAGACUCAUACACAACUAACCAACCUAGAAAAGAAAUGGAGUCAUCUGGAACAAACUAACUUCAGCCUACGGGAGUUUGUGGCACAACGCAGGGCAGAGUCCAAUUAUUUGCCAGUGAAGACUCAAGCCAUGAAGUUAGUGCAAGAUUACAACCAGGCUCUACAAGAGGUGGUGUUGAGUGGAUCCUCACUUACAUGAAUCUUUGUAUUCUGUAAGUUAUUAAAGAAAUUUUUAGUUGAAAAUGAUUGAUUUUUAUGAAGAUGCAAUGCUAUAGCUAUUUGGAAUUGUGCAUGGUAAUCUGUUUAUGUAAACAGAAGUACAGCACAGCUGGAGCAAUAUAGGAUUUAACAUGUUUGUGCUGGAACAGUUUCCUUGUCUAUGGGACAAGAAUGUUGGAGACGUUUGUAUAUUAUUGAAGAAAUUGUUAUCACACAAAUAAUACUGCCACUUUUCAUAGAUAAGGUUUCACAAGAAAAACAGUGUUUUCCUUGAUUACAUGUGUUCUGUUAAAUUGAAGAAAAAACUGUAUUCUUUGCCAGCAAAAAUAGAUGCUUAUUAGUAAUGGUGCCUCCCUCCUGAGGGCAUUAUAAUAUGAAGUCCUAUAGUGAGUAAUAACUGUUGUGACACCAAGUUCUACCCUUUCCUAACUCAGGUCAGCUUCCUUGAGCUAACUCUUGUAUAGCUCAAUGCAGAGUAUAACAAAAAUAUGAGAUCAUCAUCAUUAUCAUCUCACUGCUACAAUGUGGAGGAAUGGAAGGUACAGGAGAGGGGAUGAGGGUGGUGAGGCACACCCAGCCCCAGCCCAUCUUGACUCAUUCAUUACUAACUUUCAUUAUCAUAAAACCAAGCACCUGCAGGUGCAAGAAACUGUAAUGAUAAUGGAAAUUUUCUCCUAUUCAGCUAUACUAUGACUAUAAAGAAGACUUUUAAAACCUAUUUUUUUCUAAAAUGAAUAAAUUGAAAUGAAAAAUAAUAAAACAUUU
Portunus trituberculatus (swimming crab) is the source of this 2882-nucleotide messenger RNA. RefSeq names its product intraflagellar transport protein 74 homolog. Bases 31 to 2097 code for a protein of 688 amino acids. Gene Ontology annotation, molecular function: beta-tubulin binding. The record is from RefSeq and is a predicted model, not a curated record. The transcript is spliced from 13 exons. NCBI's taxonomy places the organism in Eukaryota, Metazoa, Arthropoda, Malacostraca, Decapoda, Portunidae. Gene Ontology annotation, cellular component: centrosome; cilium; intraciliary transport particle B. Gene Ontology annotation, biological process: intraciliary transport involved in cilium assembly; cilium assembly.